UGAGUUAAUCAGGAAAAAGAAGCGAACCGCGCCCGCAGCUUUGAGUUGCAUUCACGAACGCAAACAACACAAACGGCGGAAUAUCUUAAAAUAGCUUAAACCGCAGUGAGAGGUCGUGGUUCUGUUAGGUUUCUGUCGUUUUUUGGCCGUGUAUUUGCUGCACAUGCGGGAAGUGGAUGUGAAUAUUUGACUUACUGCGCUACUGAGCCUACUUGUUUACAAACAGUCCUGAUUCAACCGAGGAUGGCUUCACGUGGAAAGUCAGAAACUGGCAAGUUAAGACAAAAUAUGGAGGAGCAACUUGACAGACUGAUGCAGCAGCUUCAGGAUUUGGAAGAAUGCAGAGAAGAGCUGGACGAGGAAGAAUAUGAGGAGACAAAGAAGGAGACAUUAGAGCAGCUGAGUGAAUUCAAUGACUCUCUGAAGAAGGUCAUGACAGGAGACAUGACUCUUGUGGAUGAGCUGAGUGGAAUGCAGCUGGCGAUCCAAGCUGCCAUCAGUCAAGCCUUCAAGACUCCAGAGGUGAUCCGACUGUUUGCUAAGAAGCAGCCAGGACAACUCAGAACCAGACUAGCAGAGAUGGACCGAGACGUCAUGGUGGGGAAGCUGUCUAAGGAUGUGUACACGCAGCAGAAGAUGGAGGUUCUCACAGCUCUGAGAAAGCUGGGGGAGAAGCUAACAACGGAGGACGAGACUUUCCUUGCAGAAAAUACGACAGCCACUCUGAGCCAGUUUGAAAAAGUGUCGACAGGCGGUACUGCAUCAAAAAGCGACAUCAGUGUGUAAAGGAUAUCACCACAUGGGCUCAGGAACACCUCAGGAAACCACCGUCAGUCACUACAGUUUGUCGCUACAUCUGUAAGUGCAAGUUAAAACUACUAUGCAAAGCCAAAGCCAUUUAUCAACGACACCCAGAAACGCCGCCGGCUUCGCUGGGCCCGAGAUCAUCUAAGAUGGACUGAUGCAAAGUGGAAAAGUGUUCUGUGGUCUGACGAGUUCACAUUUCAAAUUGUUUUUUGGAAAGGGUGAACAUCGUGUCCUCCGGACCAAAGAGGAAACGAACCAUCUGGACUGUUCUAGGCGCAAAGUUGAAAAGCCAGCAUCUGUGAUGGUAUGGGGGUGCAUUAGUGCCUAAGGCAUGGGUAACUUACACAUCUGUGAAGGCACCAUUAAUGCUGAAAGGUACAUACAGGCUGAGCUUGGAUGACAACAUAUGUGUUGUCAUCCAAGCAACGUUAUCAUGGACGACCCUGCUUAUUUCAGCGAGACAAUUCCAAGUCACUUGUUACAACAGCGUGGCUUCAUAGUAAAAGAGUGCGGGUACUAGACUGGCUUGCCAGUAGUCCAGACCUGUCUCCCUUUGAAAAUGUGUGGCGCAUUAUGAAGCCUAAAAUACCACAAAGGAGACACCGGACUGUUGAACAACUUAAGCUCUACAUAAAACAAGAAUGGGAAAGAAUUCCACCUGAAAAGCUUAAAAAAUGUGUCUCCUCAGUUCCCAAAGGUUUAUUGAGUGUUGUUAAAAGAAAAGGUGAUGAAACACAGUGGUGAACAUGCCCUUUCCCAACUACUUUGGCACGUGUUGCAGCCAUGAAAUUCUAAGUUAAUUAUUAUAUGCAAAAAAAAUAAUACAGUUUAUGAGUUUGAACAUCAAAUAUCUUGUCUUUGUAGUGCAUUCAACUGAAUAUGGGUUGAAAAGGAUUUGCAAAUCAUUGUAUUCCGUUUAUAUUUACAUCUAACACAAUUUUCCAACUCAUAUGGAAACGGGGUUUGUACUUUAAUCAAAUGAUUAUUUGGCGUAACACUGGAUGGCGCCCGCAUACCACAAGUAGUACAUGUACCACAUUUUGAGAAUCCAAGCUAUACACAAACAUGGAAUUGUUUUUACAAACCCUGUCAUAUUGAGAUAAAUUGAUGGGUCAAAUGAUACUGAAGCUUCGAUACAUUAUAUGACCUAUUUUAUCUUUUUGAGAAUAUUGGACACAGUGUGUUGUCAAGCUUAUGAGAUGCGUUGCAAGUGUAAGCCACUGUGACACUAUUGUUCUUUUUAAUUAUUUAUAAAUGUCUAAUGAUAAUGUCAAUGAAGGAUAUUUAAUCACUGCUAUGCUGAAAUUAUAACUAAUAUUGAUACUGUUAUUGAUAAUAUUAAUUUUUCUUUCACUACUUUUGGUUUGUUCUGUGUUGUGUUUGUGUCUCCCUCAAUUGCUCUGUUUAUUGCAGUUCUGAGUGUUGCUGGGUCAGGUUUGGUUUUGGAAUUGGAUUGCAUUGUUAUGGUAUUGCUGUGUAUUGUUUUGUUGGAUUGAUAAAAAAAAAAAAAUAAAAAAAAAUAAUUGAUUCUAAA
Nerophis ophidion (straightnose pipefish) is the source of this 2341-nucleotide messenger RNA. RefSeq names its product leucine zipper and CTNNBIP1 domain containing (gene lzic). The record is from RefSeq and is a predicted model, not a curated record. Gene Ontology annotation, biological process: negative regulation of Wnt signaling pathway. Gene Ontology annotation, cellular component: nucleus; beta-catenin destruction complex; cytosol. Lineage: Eukaryota; Metazoa; Chordata; Actinopteri; Syngnathiformes; Syngnathidae. Gene Ontology annotation, molecular function: beta-catenin binding. The transcript is spliced from 7 exons. Bases 244 to 786 code for a protein of 180 amino acids.